UGUGGUAUUUUUGGUUUUCCAUAAAUUAAUUAAUUUUAAACUCCUUAUCUGCUUUUGGUCGUCAAAAUUGAGGUUGGAGCUGCCAAUAAAAGGCAGCGUUGACAACGCGAAUUUCUUAUUAAAUUUUCGCUUCCGCUGCGUCGAAGAAAAGGCGAGAUGGGCCGCCGAUUUUGGUUAUUGAUGGGCCUCCUUUUUACGGUCCGAGCCAUGAGUAACGAUCUUCCGGGCAAGAAGAAAAAAUCUUCAGAAGAACAAAUCCUGGGCCAAUUAAUGAGCAUGUGGCACUUGAUAGAGACGCAGGCAAGUGAGCUCAAAAAUUUGGACGAUCGAGUGAACGUGAUGAACGACACCAUUAUUUUGAUUCCGCAGCAAAUUUCGGCUCUGGAGGAGGGUGUAGAAAACACAAAACAAAAUGAGCAGCAUCUCAGUCGAACAGUGGACAAGUUGGCAAAACUUGGUAAUGAACAACAACAACAGUUUAACGAGAUCAAAGAGAAAAUGUUGUGCCGUUUAGCAAAUUUGGCAAAGUUGUCGACGCUAUCCAACGGUAAAAAGUACUCCUUCCAUACAAAACACGUUAAGUGGACUGUGGCGAAUGAAAUUUGUGAAAAACAAGGCCUGCACUUGGCGACAUUAAAAAGUCCGAAAGACCUGCAACUGGUCUUCACUGAAGCUGGAAAAAUUAAACCUGGCCAAAGUUGGUGGCUUUCUGCAAAAAACCACGGAAAAAAAGGACAAAGCGACUUCCGGUGGCAUGACCAGUCUAAAUUAGAGUUAAACAGCUCUUUAUGGAAGGUCAAUGCGGAUAAGGAAAAGGACAGUGUUUAUAUCUAUUAUACUGGAAACCUGAACAGCAUGCAAAAUUUAUACGAAAUGUAUUUUAUCUGCGAACUACCAGACAAAUGUUAUUAAUCACAUAAUUGAUUUGUUUAAAUUAGGAAUUUUAAAAAUUCUUAAUUUUUUUGAUUUUUCGUUUCUUUUAAAAAUAAAUUUUAAAAGACAUGCGUGUUUAAUUAAGUUUUUAUUUAGUAAAAUUUAAUAAACUAA
This is a messenger RNA of Neocloeon triangulifer, 1047 nucleotides long. RefSeq lists its product as uncharacterized. The transcript has 7 exons. The coding region runs from base 157 to 912 and encodes 251 amino acids. The record is from RefSeq and is a predicted model, not a curated record. NCBI's taxonomy places the organism in Eukaryota, Metazoa, Arthropoda, Insecta, Ephemeroptera, Baetidae.